CGUAGCGUCUCUGAAGAAGGCGGUCCCCAUGAACAUGUCAGUGUUGACUUUGCAAGAAUACGAAUUUGAAAAGCAAUUCAACGAGAAUGAAGCCAUUCAAUGGAUGCAGGAAAACUGGAAAAAAUCAUUCCUGUUCUCAGCUCUGUAUGCUGCCUUCAUAUUUGGUGGUCGAUACCUAAUGAACAAACGGGCAAAGUUUGAACUGAGGAAACCACUAGUUCUCUGGUCACUGAGCCUUGCAGCUUUCAGUAUAUUCGGUGCUCUUCGAACCGGUGCUUAUAUGGUGUACAUUUUGAUGACCAAAGGACUGAAGCCGUCAGUAUGUGACCAGAGUUUUUACAAUGGACCUGUCAGCAAAUUCUGGGCUUAUGCAUUUGUGCUAAGCAAAGCACCCGAAUUAGGAGACACGAUAUUCAUUGUUCUUAGGAAACAGAAGCUCAUCUUCCUACACUGGUACCACCACAUUACCGUGCUGCUGUAUUCUUGGUACUCUUAUAAGGACAUGGUGGCCGGGGGCGGCUGGUUCAUGACUAUGAACUACGGAGUCCACGCGAUGAUGUACUCUUAUUACGCCCUGCGGGCCGCGGGCUUCCGGGUCUCACGCAAAUUCGCCAUGUUCAUCACGUUGUCCCAGAUCAGCCAGAUGCUGAUGGGCUGUGUGGUGAACUACCUGGUCUUCUCCUGGAUGCAACAGGGCCAGUGUCCAUCUCAUGUUCAGAACAUCAUCUGGUCCUCCCUCAUGUACCUCAGCUACUUCGUGCUCUUCUGCCACUUCUUCUUUGAGGCCUACAUCGGCAAAACGAGGAAAGCAGCGAAGGUCGACUAGGGCUGGAACUGAAGAGGAAGCCACAGCUCAGGGUCAUCAAGAAAAACAGACAAAAAUGGCACAAGGAAUUAUACACACACGUGCGCAUAUGCACACACACAA
This is a messenger RNA of Tachyglossus aculeatus (Australian echidna), 928 nucleotides long. It is a transcript of the gene ELOVL6, whose product is annotated as ELOVL fatty acid elongase 6. The record is from RefSeq and is a predicted model, not a curated record. The transcript is spliced from 4 exons. NCBI's taxonomy places the organism in Eukaryota, Metazoa, Chordata, Mammalia, Monotremata, Tachyglossidae. The coding region runs from base 29 to 826 and encodes 265 amino acids. Gene Ontology annotation, molecular function: fatty acid elongase activity. Gene Ontology annotation, cellular component: endoplasmic reticulum membrane; endoplasmic reticulum. Gene Ontology annotation, biological process: fatty acid elongation, polyunsaturated fatty acid; fatty acid elongation, saturated fatty acid; fatty acid elongation, monounsaturated fatty acid.